AUGGCGCGCAAGAAGGCCGAGGCUCAGCAGCUCCAGAUUAUUAUUUCAAACGACCAGGAUUGGGAAAAUGCUUGUAAGAGGACGGGGCUACUAGUCGUGGACGUGUACCAGGAGUGGGCGGGUCCAUGUUCCAGCAUGACGGGGCACCUUCGGAGGAUCAAGCUGGAACUCGGAGACGAAUUCCUCACCUUGGCCAUGGCCAAGGCAGACAACAUCAGUGUCCUAGAGAAGUUUAGAGGGAAAGCCGAACCUACCUGGCUUUUCCUGGGGUGUGGGAAGCCCCUGGGAGUGAUCCACGGCGCCGACGGUCCCAAUCUGCUGGCCACCAUCAGGGUGCUGCUGAAGAAGGAGAUCUCGAUCAUCAAGGGCCAAGGAGGGGCGCGGGACGUGGUCCUUCUGGAGUCCCUCGUGAAGCCUGAAGAAGUGUUAGAACCCGACGAGGACUUGGACGACGUGGAGGGCGAAAUGCAGAACUUGGGUGGUUUCCUCGACGAAAAGACGGAGACCUUCCUCUCGAACGUCGUGGCUGCAGGUGAGGUCCGUGCGGUGGGCGUCCUGAAGGCGGGCUUGGCCUUUGGGCGUGCUCUGAUAUGUCGAUGUGUUGCUUAG
This is a messenger RNA of Penaeus vannamei (Pacific white shrimp), 609 nucleotides long. NCBI's taxonomy places the organism in Eukaryota, Metazoa, Arthropoda, Malacostraca, Decapoda, Penaeidae. The record is from RefSeq and is a predicted model, not a curated record.